GCCUCCUGACCCUGCUCAUCGUCUGCACCCUGCUGGGCAACGUGCUGGUGUGCGCGGCCAUCGUGCGCAGCCGCCACCUGCGCGCCAAGAUGACCAACGUCUUCAUCGUGUCUCUGGCUGUGUCCGACCUCUUCGUGGCGCUGUUGGUCAUGCCCUGGAAGGCGGUCGCCGAGGUGGCCGGUUACUGGCCCUUUGGGUCCUUCUGCGACAUCUGGGUGGCCUUUGACAUCAUGUGCUCCACCGCCUCCAUCCUUAACCUGUGCGUCAUCAGCGUGGACCGCUACUGGGCCAUCUCCAGGCCCUUCUGCUAUGAGCGCAAGAUGACCCAGCGCGUGGCGUUGAUCGUGGUCGGCCUGGCCUGGACCUUGUCCAUUCUUAUCUCCUUCAUCCCAGUUCAACUGCAUUGGCACAGGGACAAGGCAGGCUCCUGGGGCGGGGUGGAACCGCCACCCAGCCUGGCCAACGGGACGCCCUGGGAGGAAGCGGGGGAGCCAGAGGCGAGGGCCGAAAACUGUGACUCCAGCCUGAACCGAACUUAUGCAAUCUCCUCUUCGCUCAUCAGCUUCUACAUCCCCGUGGCCAUCAUGAUCGUGACCUACACGCGCAUCUACCGCAUCGCCCAGGUGCAGAUCCGCAGGAUUUCCUCCCUGGAGAGGGCCGCGGAGCACGCGCAGAGCUGCCGCAGCCGCGGGGCCUGUGCCCCUGACACCAGCCUGCGGACAUCCAUCAAGAAGGAGACCAAGGUCCUCAAGACCCUGUCGGUGAUCAUGGGGGUCUUCGUGUGCUGCUGGCUGCCCUUCUUCAUCCUUAACUGCAUGGUCCCCUUCUGCAGCCGGCGCCCCGAGGGUCCUCGGGCUGGCUUCCCCUGCGUCAGCGAGACCACCUUCGACGUCUUCGUCUGGUUCGGCUGGGCCAACUCCUCCCUCAACCCCGUCAUCUACGCCUUCAACGCUGACUUCCGGAAGGUGUUUGCGCAGCUGCUGGGGUGCGGCAACCUCUGCUCCCGCACCCCGGUGGAGACAGUGAACAUCAGCAAUGAGCUCAUCUCCUACAACCAGGACACCGUCUUCCACAAGGAGAUUGCAGCUGCCUACAUCCAUAUGAUCCCCAAUGCCGUGACCCCGGGGGACGGGGAGGGGGACAAGGAGGAAGAGAGCCCUUUCGAUCGUAUGUCCCAGAUCUCUCAGACGUCCCCAGAUGGUGACCCUGCGGCCGAGUCUGUCUGGGAGCUGGACUGCGAAGGGGAGAUUUCAUUAGGCAAAAUAACGCCUUUCACCCCAAAUGGAUUCCAUUAAACUGCAUAAGAAGCGCCCCUCCUGGAUCUACAUAGCUGCGCAGACAUUAACAAGCAUGCAGAAUACACACUCACCAGUACACUUCCAGUGCUGCUCAGUGGAUCACAUUUUCUGUGUCUGUGUAGUAGCCCACGGGCUUAGAAACCUCACCAGACUGAUUUGCUUUUGAAAGAACCGGCAGAAGCGUUUGGCAUAAACUCAGUCAAAUAUACCCCAGCCUAGCAGAAAUGGACCAAUGGUCCAGUUAGAGAAGAGAAAGUGGUGUUUGGUUCU
This is a messenger RNA of Leptonychotes weddellii (Weddell seal), 1568 nucleotides long. It is a transcript of the gene DRD5, whose product is annotated as dopamine receptor D5. Lineage: Eukaryota; Metazoa; Chordata; Mammalia; Carnivora; Phocidae. Gene Ontology annotation, cellular component: plasma membrane. Gene Ontology annotation, molecular function: G protein-coupled receptor activity; dopamine neurotransmitter receptor activity, coupled via Gs. The record is from RefSeq and is a predicted model, not a curated record. Gene Ontology annotation, biological process: G protein-coupled dopamine receptor signaling pathway; positive regulation of MAPK cascade; adenylate cyclase-activating adrenergic receptor signaling pathway.